Molecule: messenger RNA, 828 nt
Organism: Leptosomus discolor (cuckoo roller)
Lineage: Eukaryota; Metazoa; Chordata; Aves; Leptosomiformes; Leptosomidae
Source: RefSeq, a predicted model, not a curated record
AUGGCUGCAUGGAGCAAGGCAAUGUGCUCCCAUCUGCCAAGCUGCUUUGGCUACCCCUUGAGCAUCUUCUUCAUCGUCAUCAAUGAGUUCUGUGAGCGGUUCUCCUACUAUGGCAUGCGAGCGGUGCUCGUUUUGUAUUUCAAGUAUUUCCUGCAAUGGAAUGACAAUUUGUCUACAGCCAUCUACCACACGUUUGUUGCUCUGUGCUACUUGACACCAAUCCUUGGAGCACUCAUUGCAGACUCUUGGCUGGGAAAGUUCAAGACCAUUGUCACCUUGUCCGUUGUCUAUACGUUUGGGCAGGCAGUCAUGUCUGUGAGCUCCAUAAAUGACCUGUCAGAUGACAACAGAGAUGGCUCUCCUGAUAAUUUAGCUCUACACAUUGCUCUGUCCAUGACUGGCUUGAUCCUCAUUGCACUUGGUACUGGUGGGAUCAAACCUUGUGUGUCAGCAUUUGGUGGAGAUCAGUUCGAAGAUGAUCAGGAAAAACAAAGAUCUAGAUUUUUCUCUAUCUUUUAUUUGUCCAUUAAUGCUGGAAGUCUCAUCUCUACUAUAGUCACCCCAAUUCUCAGAGCUCAAGAGUGUGGCAUUCAUAGCAAACAGCGAUGUUACCCACUAGCUUUUGGAGUUCCUGCUGCCCUUAUGGCUAUUGCCUUGGCUGUGUUUGUAGCUGGAAGCAGAAUGUACAAGAAAGUUCAGCCUCAAGGAAAUAUAAUGGUUCAAGUUUCCAAAUGCAUUGGAUUUGCCAUCAAAAACAGGUUUCAGCAUCGCAGCAAGCAGUUCCCCAAGAGAGAGCACUGGCUUGACUGGGCGAGUGAGAAAUAUGAU